Messenger RNA from Drosophila eugracilis, 1299 nucleotides. RefSeq names its product protein rolling stone. The record is from RefSeq and is a predicted model, not a curated record. Lineage: Eukaryota; Metazoa; Arthropoda; Insecta; Diptera; Drosophilidae. Gene Ontology annotation, cellular component: membrane.
ACUAUCACAGCCGAUUAAGCACGAUUCAAGCCGAAACGAUUUGCGGAAAAAAUGGCCCUCCAUUCAGACUAUUUGACACCUGGGCCACAUGGUUCCGUCAGUCUGCGAUCUACCGGCAAGGAAGUCACCAGCUCUGGUCUCUUUUGGCCAUCCUAGUUCAGCGAAACCGACGACGAGUUCAUCCGACCACCGAAAUGCGUGAUAAGAGUGACGAGCCCUGCUGUCUGCCCUUGAAGGAGGAGUUCCAGCGAUCUAAGUUCUCACUGCAUCAUGAAGAUCCUGGAGUCUUCUGUCGUUCGCAAUGGCAAAAGGGAGAUCGGAAUAUCCUUUGGCUCUUGUACAGAUGGAUCCUGGCUGGUUUCUUUGCCGCCGGCGUCAUUGGCAGCAUGGUGGAGAGUUUCAACGGUGGUCGCUGGUUCAUUUAUCUCACGGAUUGGGGAUUUUCCUUGUGCUUUUAUUGCUGUACCUAUGGAGCUGUUAUCGCCACUAUUUACUUCAUAAAGCCCUCAUAUUUCGCUCCCGGCAGUUGGGCUUUGAAGAUCUACUGGCUUUCCCACUACACAACUGUAGUUCUGGCCAUGAUGAUUACAUUGGUUUUCUGGGCUGCCCUCUAUCCAUCCAUGCCAGGAAUGGGUGCUGAACUCUACAACUUGUGGGCUCAUGCGUUUAACUCCAUUUGCAUGGUCUUCGACUGCUUUAUGGUGGCCUUUCCCACUCGGAUCAUGCACUUUGUCUACCCCUUCACCGCAGGUAUUACCUAUGGUAUAUUCUCAUUGAUUUACUUCUGGGCUGGUGGCGCAGAUCCAAUGGGAAAUCGUUAUAUCUACUUCAUCUUGGACUGGGAGCGACCUGGUCUGGCAAUUGGAACUGUUUGCGGUUGUGUGGUUCUAGUCAGUUGCUUCUGUGUGCUUGUCUUUGGUCUCUACAGGCUGCGUAUCUCGAUGCACAAAUCCUGUUGUAAAAAACCUGAGGAAAUUCCAGCUACAACUCCACCAAAGCAGCCAGCUCAAACUGUUUGAUUGAAGUUCUGGCAGAACUCGAAGUAUGCAAAUAAGUUUCUUGAGGGAGUUGUUGAGGCUCAGAUCUGGAAAGUCUAUAAACUUCGAUCCUUACCUCCAUAGAACUUUUAAUUUCUGUUUUAUAACCUCUUUUAAAGGGAAUAUUCUUAGAGCAUUUUGACUAAGAAGUUAAGUUUUCAAUCUAUUAUAACGCUUGAAAAUUCGUUUACAAUUUUCUACAAUUCAUAUUGAAAUUGUGAAAAUAAUUAUCUAUAUAAAAUGAAAAAGUUAAAAAACGAAA